Messenger RNA from Suricata suricatta (meerkat), 2088 nucleotides. Its product is annotated as solute carrier family 22 member 20. The transcript has 10 exons. Lineage: Eukaryota; Metazoa; Chordata; Mammalia; Carnivora; Herpestidae. The record is from RefSeq and is a predicted model, not a curated record. The coding region runs from base 1 to 1668 and encodes 555 amino acids. Gene Ontology annotation, biological process: transmembrane transport. Gene Ontology annotation, molecular function: transmembrane transporter activity. Gene Ontology annotation, cellular component: membrane.
AUGGCCUUCACAGACCUGCUGGACAACCUAGGGGGAGUGGGUUGCUUCCAGCUCAUCUACACCGGCCUGCUGCUGCUGCCUUGCAGCCUGCUGGCCUGUCACAAUUUCCUGCAGAACUUCACGGCUGCCGUGCCUCGCCACCACUGCCAGGGCCCCGCCAACCACACGGUGGCCGCCACCAACAACUCGGGGUCCUGGCUUAGGGCCACCGUACCCCUGGACCAUCUGGGGGCCCCCGAGCCAUGCCGGCGCUUCACGGAGCCUCAGUGGACCCUCCUGAGCCACAACACGUCUGUCCGCGGGGUGGCCACGGAGGGCUGCAGGGACGGCUGGGUCUACGACCGCAGCGUUUUCCCGUCCACCAUCGUGAUGGAGUGGGACCUGGUGUGUGAGGCCCGCCCCCUCCGCGACCUGGCCCAGUCCAUCUACAUGGCAGGGGUGCUGGUGGGCGCCGCUGUGUUUGGCAGCCUCGCGGACAGGCUGGGCCGCAAGGGCCCCCUGGUCUGGUCCUACCUGCAGCUGGCAGUUUCGGGGGCCGCCACGGCGUACUUUGGCUCGUUCGGUGCCUACUGUGUCUUCCGGUUCCUGAUGGGCAUGACCUUCUCCGGCAUCAUCCUCAACUCCCUCUCCCUGGUCGUGGAGUGGAUGCCCACCCGGGGCCGGACCGUGGCAGGGGUCUUGCUGGGGUACUCCUUUACCCUGGGUCAGCUCAUCCUGGCCGGAGUGGCAUACGUGAUCCGCCCCUGGCGGUGGCUACAGUUUGCUGUCUCUGUUCCUUUCCUCAUCUUCUUCCUCUAUUCUUGGUGGCUGCCAGAGUCACCCCGAUGGCUCCUGCUCCACGGCAAGUCCCAGCGAGCCACGGAGAACCUUCGGAAGGCGGCAGUCAUGAACGGGAGAAGGGACGAAGGGGAAAGGCUGACCAAAGAGGUGGUGAGUUCCUACAUCCAGAGUGAAAUAGCAAGUGUCCGCCCCUCCAACUCGGUCUUGGACCUCUUCCGAACCCCGGCCAUCCGAAAGAUCACGUGCUGUCUCAUGGUGGUCUGGUUCUCCAACUCCUUGGCUUACUAUGGGCUGGCCAUGGACCUACAGAAGUUUGGACUCAGCAUAUACCUGGUGCAGGUCCUGUUCGGGGUCAUAGACAUCCCGGCCAUGCUGGUUGCCACCACCACCAUGAUCUAUGUGGGCCGCCGGGCCACGGUCGCCUCCUUCCUCAUCCUGGCCGGGCUCAUGGUGAUCGCGAACAUGUUUGUGCCCGAAGGUAUGCAGACCCUGCGCACGGCCCAGGCGGCACUCGGCAAAGGCUGCCUGGCCAGCUCCUUCAUCUGUGUGUACCUGUUCACAGGCGAGCUGUACCCCACGGAGAUCAGGCAGAUGGGGAUGGGCUUUGCUUCGGUCAAUGCCCGCUUAGGGGGCCUGAUCGCGCCCCUGGUCACCAUGCUCAGCGAGUUCAGCGCCAUCCUGCCGCCCUUGGGCUUCGGGGCCACUUCGAUCGUGGCCGGGCUGGCUGUCUGCUUCCUGGCCGAGACCCGCAAUGCGCCCCUGGUGGAGACCAUCGAGGCCAUGGAGAGGAGAGUCCGAGAAGGUCUUUGCAAGAAGGAUGCAGAAGAGAAGAGGGAAGAAAUUUCUCUCCAGCAGCUGGGAGUUUCUCCUCUCCGAGAAACCAUCUAGGCUGCCCAGAGCCUGGUGCUGGCAGCACCUCCUUUUGGUGUCCAGACCCCACUGCUGCUUAUGCUGACAAUGAUCAGGGGUGAGGCUGGCCAAGGACCGUGGUGGCCCCACGACUCCACCUACCACCCGACAAACCAGAGCUGUGGCCACUGGAAGAAAACUGACCAGCAGCAGCAAAUCGGCAUCACAAACAUGCAGAAAGUCAAGAGAAACAGGCCCAGGGUCCAGAGGAGGGAGAAUCCGCCCCUUAAGACCUCUGUUCAUUCUUGUUCCACCUCAAAACAUGCCUUGGCAGGGUGUGGGUGGCCGACAUUUCUGCCCCUGGUUGUCCCUGGAACAGCCCCACCCAGCUCGUUCUUGAGAACUCAUUCCGCUCAUUUGGCAUUUCCUCUUUCUGGCCGGGUAUGUGAUUAAAGCUCU